AUGGCUGCCUCGGACGAUUAUUUGAACGAACUCCUGCAACUGAGGCGUGAAAAUGUCGAGCUCCGAGAAGCGGUUGGGCAACUUUCGGGAAAACUACUGGCAGCUUACGAGGCGUUGUCAUCCUAUCGAAGGCCCAAAAUCUCGGUGGCAGAACUGCCUCAUGAGAUAUUACUCGCUAUUUUCCCCAAAUCCUUGCCUCCGCUAUGGAUGCUGCGCAAUACCCGCGAAUUAACGCUCGGCUCCAUGUAUACCAUUGACCUGGAGUAUAAAACCUCUCUCACUCUUGUCUGCAAGAACUGGAACCUCGUUGCGACGGAAAUGCUCUACAAAAAUAUCCAUUUGCGAAGUGUUGGACAAAUGACGGCGUUUUUGCGCACUCUCUCGGAGAGGAAAAGCACCUACGGAGAAAUUGUGCGCCGCAUCGAUCUGAGCUGUUUCGUCCCGCGCGGGUACCACCGACUCUUCGACGAACAAACGCGCCAAAUACUAGCGAACUGUCCUCGACUCAACCAUUUCGGCUUCGUGCCAAUCUAUCGCAUUCCCAGUUUGUGCCACAAUCUACCUACCCUCCCCACAACAAUCACAAGUAUCGAGUUCACCGAAAAAGUUGACACCAUGCUCAUGCUUGGAGCCUUAACGCAAUUGUGUGGAUCCCUUCGUUCCGUUUGUCUUCCAUUCUCCGAGGGUCAUCAAGAUUGGUAUCCUCAACUGAAUUUUUUGCUCCUGGAAGAGCUACGAGUGUCGAUACGGCUCAAAGAAGCACACAUUACCCUCCCGAUGCCCCUGAUUUGGACUUGGUCUAUGCCGAAACUAGAACGAUUAUGGCUCACCUCUGUUGCUGGUGGACACCAGUCAAUAGCCCUUAUACCACUCUUUUUGGAAGCUUUUGGAACAAAUGUGACAUUCCUUGCUUUGAACUGGAACUUUGGGACCAGCGGCAUAUUGGAGGAUAUAUUUUGUCCAAAACUCAAACACCUUGCUGUCACUUGCAAACACUGGAUAGGCGAGUGCACACUCACAGUCCGCGGUCAUCCAGGGCUACAAUUCCUCGAUGUUUGGUGUUUUCGCAACAAGAGCAGAUCAAGGCAGCUAUUCCGGACUGAACUUCCUCCACUUCAUAUACCCGACAUCUCCCUUUUGGAUCUCAGGUCCCAGUUCCCUUGCAUUGAAGUUUUUCGCUGCCUUGAUAUCGCUUUUCAAGGGGUGUACUCUGACAUCCCUUUUGUGUUUCCUCCCGGUCGUCCCAAUACAAGAGGCGAGGUUGACGUCCACAGACUUCUCCAAACUCGGCAUCAAAGUCUUUCCAUUCAGUUUGCCCAAAUGGACACUCUCCCUCUCCCACCGUGGAUGGCCACAAUUCUGGAGUUUAUGCCACAUGCAAGUAUCUACGACCAACACGAUCUCAGAGCCUCAGUUGACUUUGAGGAACUGGGCUUACAAUCCCAGCAUCUUGUAUCAGCAGCUGACGAUUCGGACGACGAUUCAGAGUGGCUUCCCAAAGAAGAUGACAGCUCGGAAGAAGAUUCUGACUACUCUAUUGAAGAAGAUAUCGAUAAGACGUGUCUAGAGGGUGAAUGUGAGUUCUAUCCUGAAGAAGAGUGGCAGAUCGGGACGGACGAGGCACUGGGGAUCUUUGACUCGAUUAUUUCCGCAUCCGAAUUUGCUUCACACCAUGAAUAG
This is a messenger RNA of Mycena indigotica, 1680 nucleotides long. RefSeq lists its product as uncharacterized. The record is from RefSeq and is a predicted model, not a curated record. The transcript is spliced from 2 exons. Bases 1 to 1680 code for a protein of 559 amino acids. NCBI's taxonomy places the organism in Eukaryota, Fungi, Basidiomycota, Agaricomycetes, Agaricales, Mycenaceae.